This is a messenger RNA of Sardina pilchardus (European sardine), 2911 nucleotides long. Its product is annotated as glutamate receptor 4-like. The transcript is spliced from 2 exons. Lineage: Eukaryota; Metazoa; Chordata; Actinopteri; Clupeiformes; Clupeidae. The coding region runs from base 331 to 726 and encodes 131 amino acids. The record is from RefSeq and is a predicted model, not a curated record.
UUAGCUUUUAGCUCAACACCGCUAGCCACAGUCAAUCCAGACACGCACACACACCACAGACAGACACUGCACCAGCUAGCAGCUCAGUAGCUUUAAAUUAACUCCAUGGAUUAUGCUGUCUGCUAUUAACUCACAAUUGCUUUACCAGUUUGAACACAAUACAACACAAGCAGUACACACUGUUAACAACUCACUAGUCAUGCUAUACAUAUGCUUGAGCAACAUUUUAUUUGUAAUUGUAUUUCAAUUUGAAAAUUGUAUUUGUAAUUGUUAAAUUCAGCUCUAAUAUGUAACUGUAAGUAAGCACUGACAGAAUAUUUUGGUAAUGUGAUGAUGUCAUGUGGUUUUUGCUUGUUUGACCCCUCUGGGGGUCGUGACCCCUGCUUUGGCGGCCCUGACGGUUGUGUCGUGUGCGUUCCGCAGGAGAAGACCAGUGCACUCAGCCUGAGCAACGUGGCUGGCGUCUUCUACAUCCUGGUGGGCGGUCUGGGCUUGGCCAUGCUGGUGGCCCUGAUCGAGUUCUGUUACAAGUCGCGCGCCGAAGCCAAGCGCAUGAAGAUGACCUUCUCGGACGCGAUGCGGAGUAAAGCACGCUUGUCCAUCACGGGCAGUACGGGGGAGAAUGGGCGAGUGAUGACUCCUGAGUUUCCCAAAGCAGUGCAUCCGGUGUCCUAUGCCGGCCCUGGGGGCAUGGCCAUGAACGUCAGCCUCACCGAUCUCUCCUAACGGAACACUACACAGCCAGUGCCUUACACUCCACAGCAGUCUCUCCCUCUACUCUGCCAUCGUUUAGUUCUCUCUCUCUCGCUCUCUCUCUCUCUCUCUCUCUCUCUCUCUUUAUUUUCUGUUUCCUACAUCUCUGAUUUCUUUACUCUCUCUAUUUUCCAUUCUUUCUCUCUUUCUCGCUCUCUCUCUCCUCUCUGUCUUUAUUUAUCUUUCUCUCUCUUUCUCUCUCUUUAAUUGUUUUCCUUGGUUGAAUGGCUUUCAGUUGAUACCACAGAGAUAUUUUUUCUCUGUCCUUUGUCAAAGAAAGGGCCCCUUCUCUUAUUUGGAAUUGGAUUCUAUGGAUACAAAGGAAUGCCUUUGUGCACCAACGUCAUCAUUCCGAUCCCUUAUCUUUUAAAAAGCUUCGUUUUAUUUCAUUUAUGAAUCUUUUUUUUGAUCUGGAGAUGCAGUUUGACUGACGUCCACCGCUGCUCUGGAGAGACCUGCACUUGGAACUAGGAGAUUGGAUUGAUAGGGGUCUCAUUGUUACGACACAUCUGUUUCCGUAGCUACUACAACAAGAUUAUGAAUCCAUUUUAACUCAAGCACACGCGACUUCAUCUGCAUCAGGAUGUGAACAUGUUUUCUUCUUUUUUUAAAUAAAAUUAUAAUAAAAAAGCUAAACUAAAAAUGUUUUUAUGUAUUUUCACAAACAGAUGGCUUUUAAAUAAUGCUUACAUACCAGUUGAAAAUAUGUGUCUUAAUAUAUAUAUACAUAUAUUUGAAAACAUGUACAAAAUAUUAAUACUUAAUAAAAAAAAUACAAAAAUAUAUAUAAAAAUGGCCUAGCUACUAGUUUAAUAUUUUCAAAGCCAAAUAUGUUACUUAUUGGGGUGAAACACUUAGUUCAUGUAAUUUAUGGCUUUUUCUCUGUGUCUUCUAUUUUAACAUUCAGUGGAAAUGUGAAAGAAAACUACUUAGCAAUGCUUGACAUUUAAAAUCACAUGUCUUAUUUUUGUAUGCUGUUCUUUUCUCCCAUCCUUUGGUGCCACAGUUGUUAGUUUUCCUUGUGUGUGUUUGCUUUAAGACAUUUUUGCUGUUUGUGUUUUCGUUGCCAAGGGUCAGGGUAGCAGUUUCACUUUCAGACAUUUUAAAAGCAGUUUACACAUUAUGAAUGCAAAAAAAAAGGAACUAAAAAACUAGAUAUGACAUUACUGCAUAUGUUUUGCUGUGAAGUAGGAGUAUACACAUCAACAAAAUUGCCAAAUAAUCUGGCGUGCCAAAAUUAGACAUGACUUUAGUCCUAAGUAUAGCCAGUCACUGUCAUCAAAAUGAAUGUAGUGGGCACAUUCUUUAAGUUUUGUAAUUAAAUGUACAGUUUGAUGGCUAGUGCAGUGUUUUUUACUGACAGGCUUUCUGUUAUGUUAUAAAUCUGAUCGCAGUACAAGGUCAUGUUUGCUGCAUGUCACAUCUUAUCAUUUAUUUGCAAUUAAACUGUAAUCUAUUACCGUCAGAAUAAUCUGUUAUCGGUGAGAUGUUGAUCUUGUGAGACAACACGACAAACGUCUUAUGGACAUGAUUUGCACAUCUACAUCUCAAGAUCCCCGUGCCCUUUUAAAAACUUAAAAAUCUUUCUUUUCAUUUUAUUAUUUUCAUUGACAGAGUCAUUGAGCUGUAUGCUUGUAAUUGCAAUUUAAUCAGUUUACAAUUGUAAUGACAUGUCUAAUAUACAGUAGCUAUAUAUAUACAUUUAUAUAUAUAUACAUACAUAUACAUAUAUUACAAAUUAAUUCACUCUCACAUAAUUUAGAUAUUGUGAGAAUGUAUAUUAAGUCCCCAUACAGAUAGAAUUUAGAUGGUUUUCAGCUCUCGUUUCACAUGCCCCCAAGCCUUGGUACAUGUCCCCUGUACAAAAAGCAGCAGGAACUUCCUUUGUAUCGCAGGAUUUGCUUUCUCUAUAUAAACUCAAACACACACACACACACACACACACACACACACACACACACACACAAACACACACACAUGCACAUACAGUGCUGUUUCUCUGCAAUCAUGUUCACCAGUUGUUCUCGAUUCCAUAAGGUUGUGUUCAUUAGGUUUCCGAUGCCACUGCAUUUCUGCACAUUUGGACAUUUUGUAAAUGAAUGUGUGCCAACUCGUUUUAUUUUUGGGACUCUUUCUAAAUAAAAAAAGUGACUAAUAA